Colletotrichum karsti is the source of this 4224-nucleotide messenger RNA. RefSeq names its product WSC domain-containing protein. The coding region runs from base 1 to 4224 and encodes 1407 amino acids. The record is from RefSeq and is a predicted model, not a curated record. Lineage: Eukaryota; Fungi; Ascomycota; Sordariomycetes; Glomerellales; Glomerellaceae. The transcript is spliced from 2 exons.
AUGCGGCUCCCCAACUCUUCGGGGCCGUCGCCACGACAGACACAGGCGACCGUCAUCGUCAGCCUCGUCAUUCUCACUCUUCUGACGGCCUUUGCGGUUUCCCAUGCAGUUCAGCCGAUUCGGGAUGAAGGUCAUUCAGACAUCACCGCCAGAAGAGAUGCAAUUCUCGGACGGAGACAGCAGUUCGGUGCCGGCAGCCUUAUCGGUGGCAUCUUACAUCAGCCUAACCCAGCUCCCCACCAAGGUCAACCCGCCAUCGACACUCCUUUGCCUGCAGCUGCUCCUGUCACUCCCAACAAUCAGCCUCAGGGCCCUCUUGGUGGCCUCGGUGCUGCCGUCGGCUCCGUCGUGACCAACGUUGUCGUCCAGAUUGUUGCACCUCUGAAGUCCGCUGCUGGCGGUCUAGCAGCCCCUGGUGCCAACCUUGGCGACGUCGUCUCGGCUGUGCCUACCUUGGUCAGCUCUGCGCCAGUCGUUGUCAACUCGCUACUCGCACCUGGCAGCCUUCCCAACGCCCCGAUCGUCAACCCAGCUGGUCAAACAACUCAGUCUCCCGGAACUGGCGGGCUCAUCCCUCCUGCAAUCGACGGGCUGGUCAGCGUUGUGGGCACUGUUGUCCCCAUAGCAUCGUCUGUCCUCGGUAGCGCCAUUGGAAACCUCGAUCCUGCAGCACAGCAGGUUGGCGGUGGUCUACCAGUUCCCGUUACUGAUGUGACUGGAGCCCCCGUCAACGGAAACAAUCCCGUCAUCACCAACGUCCCGGCAGCACUCACCGGCGUUGUGGCCUCCAUCAUUGACGGUGUUCCCCCGGUCGCUGGUGCACUCACAGAUGCUGCAUCGAUUCCAUCCGCCGUACCUCCUGUCGGCGGCGCCAACCCUCUCAGCAAUCCGGUUAUUCCAGGUCUCGGUAGCACGUUGGCAGAGGCCUCAAUUGUUCUCCCCUCAAACCUACCAGUCGUCGCACCUCAGCUUCCUGGAGAUUCGAGCAUCGCCGAUCCAGUUGCUACAGGACCCCUCAUUUCUGCAACCAGCAUUUCCGGACUCAACGCCGGUGGUUCUGCUGGCCUGACUUCUGCCCCUGAGGGCUCAUCCGACAGCAAACCAUGCACAAUGGUCAGCAUCUCCAAUGGUACACCGACCUUCAUUUUCACGACUUGCCCGGCUAGCAUGGUUCCGACCGCCUUUGUUGCAAGCGCUGCUCCAUCCACCUGGUUGACAGUUCCCUCUGCUGCAUCUUCUGCUCUAUCGGCUAAUGGAAGCCCUCCUCCCUCGCCUCAGACCAGUCCGGCUGUUCCUCAAGGGACUCCUGUUGCAACACCGCCCGCAGCUGGACAGUUGUCAUCUGCUUCUCAGUCCCCCGCUGGUGGCUCCAACAUGGGCUCUUCGGUCAGUCCACCAACCUCUCAACCUGGAGCUGCGAGCCCGAGCAACAACCCUCAACCACAAAACACCGACAGAGGAGGCCAACCCCAAUCUCCUGCACAACCUGGAAGCCCCCCGCAAACACCUACGCCAAGUACCUCCGCAUCAAGCAACCCCAACCAGCCUUCCGGCCAGCCGAAUGGUGCCGCUCCUGCUCCUGGUUCGCCUGCUGCGUCGGCACUGACUCCUUUCACCACUAUCACCAUCCCUGCUGCACCACCUGCUGCAUCCGCUGGGCCUGCUGGACCUGUUGGGUCUGCUGCUUCUUCUCCUGGAUCUCCCGCUGCACCUGCUGCACUGCCUACUUCUCCUGCUGCAUCUGCUGGACCUGCUGGGCCUGCUGCUUCUUCUCCUGGAUCUCCCGCUGCACCUGCUGCACCAACUACUUCUCCUCCUGGACCAGCUGCUUCCUCUCUUGGAUCUCCUGCCGCGCCGCCUGCUUUGCCACCCGCUGGAGCACCCUCAACCGCUGGCGGCAACCCAGCACCAUCACCAACCUCCCAGUCCGGUGGCAUCUUGGGAGUUGAUGUCGGACAAGACCCCGCACAGGGAGGAAACAGCCCGCCUGCCACCCCAGUCAUUCCCAUCUCGGACUGCCCAGCAGUUGUACAGUGCCCCGCGUGCCUGCCUGAUCCAUCAAAGCCGGGAGAUGGCUCUGGUCCAUGCCCUGGCCGAGGUUACUCCUGCUCAGAGUGUCUCGAUGGCUGGUUCUGCCCUCCCCAGGAGACCCCAAUGAUGCCUGCACCCUGCGGCAUGGGCUGGCCUUGCUACCACUGCAAAGGUGGCUGGUACUGCGCUCCUUCUUCGGCCAUGUCAGAUGCAGGUGCCAAUGACCCUCCCGUCGUCAUCAAGACUGUGACUGCCAUUGUCGCUGCUCAGCCUACAACGGGCUCUGGAGGCGAUGGCAACGGGAAUGGGAACGGCAAUGGAAACGGCAAUGGAAACGGCAAUGGAAACGGCAAUGGAAACGACGAUGGAAACGGCAACGACAAUGGCAAUGGUGCUGCAUCAACGCCAUGCGCUUCAGCAGCUGGCGGCCAGCCAACUGGUGCCCCUGCAAACGGAAACGGCUCAGGCAAUCCACAAGGAAAUCCCAAUGAUGGCUCUGGCAACGGCAAUGGCAACGCAAACCCAGACGACAAGAAUGCUGGCAAUGGCAAUUCUGGAAACAACGGUUCUGGCGAUGGUUCAGGCGGGAACAACAAUGGCAAUUCUGGCACUGGGAACCCUCCGGCUACACCUCCAAAUGCUGGCCCGGCCAACGCCCCGACGUCUACCUGCACAAAAUCAAAUGGAGGCCAACCUACAGAUGGAGCAAACAAUGGUCCUGGCAACGGUGCUGGCAAUGGAACACCCAACGGCCCAAGCAAUGGUGCUGGAAACGGAACUCCCAAGGACCCAGGCAACGGCGCUGGCAGUGGAACGCCUAACGGUCCAGACAAUGGUGCUGGUAACGGGACUCCCGGCGGCCCAGGUACAGGUGGUCCAGCCAGCUCUCCUGAUGGAUAUGGAGCGUCUCCUGCGUCUCCGCCUGCUGACCCCAAUGCCGGAGCUGGCAAUGGAGGCUCUCCCGGCAGUGGAGAUGGAAACGGAAAUGCAAACGGAGGUGGCAGCGGCCCAGGCACCGGCUCUGACAGCGGCGCUGGCAGUGGCAGUCCCAACAAUGGAGCCGGGUCUAAUGCAGGAUCAGGAGCACCAAACGGAAACGGGUCACCGGGUAACACCGGCCCAUCUUCAACGCCAUCAACCGACAAUGGAGGCGCAGGCGCCGGAGAUCCUGGGGCGGGUUCCGGAAGUGCACCGCCCAACAAUGCCGCUCCCAAGGCUGAAUCUGCUUGCUCUGGUUGGAAGCUUCUCGGUUGCUUCAAGGACUCUUCCAUCCGAACACUCGAUGGCGACCCGUCCAGCUACUUCGCUGGAAGUAUGUCCAACGAGAAGUGCAUCGCACACUGCGCCUCCAAGGGCUUCAAGCUUGCGGGCACAGAGUACGCAACAGAGUGCUGGUGUGGCAACGCAUUCCAACUUGCCGAACGUCUUCCCACAGAGCAGUGCAACAAGGUCUGCGAUGGUCGUUCCACGGACAUUUGCGGAGGCGAUUGGGCUGUCACCGUGUACAGCGCCGAUGGUCAAGCUCUGAGCGUGCCGUCUGACGACGAUGCUGGUAAUGGCAACGGCUCUGGCAACGGCAACGGCUCUGGCAACGGCAACGGCUCUGGCAAUGGCAAUGGCUCCGGCAAUGGCAAUGGCUCCGGCAACGGUACUGGCCGCGCGGGUGAUCCAAAUGUCGGAAAUCCUUCAUCUCCUCCUCAAGGCAAUGCUCCAGCAACACCUCCACCCGCAUCCCCUCAGCCUGCCCCCCAAAGCCAGCCCGCACCAGCUCCCGCACCAGCUCCCGCAGUCACACCUCCGCCAUCUCCCAAUCCCCCUGGACAGUCCCAGAAAGACUUGCUCGCCCUUCUCCAGAGCAUGAUCAACGCCUUGCCCAAGGCAAGUCCUGAUGGCGGAUACGGGACUGGCCUGGGAGCAAGGGACUCUGGGUCUGGUGGCAGCAACCCGCCUGCAGGUAGCGACAACGGUAACGGCAAUGGCGGACUUCCUGAUCUCGGACCGUUGAUGGGACCUGGCCCUGUCGUUCCACCAGAGGGACUCACGGGCUACGGUUUGGGGAACAAGGCUGUGUCCAGCCGGAGCAUGAAGCGGAGCCGGAUCAUAGAGCGGCGUCUGGUCGCUGAGUACAAUGGUGCUGCCUGCGACAAGGGACCUGACGGAGAGGGAUGCGUUGAUGAGAGGGUCAAGCGCUGA